UUACGGCUGGCUUCACCCAAUUCCGGCAAACUACAUAAAAACCUCUAAACAUUUCGCCUCGGGAUCCUGCGGCUCUGCAACUACUCUGCUUCCUUUCCAUCCUCCGGUCUCCAUUUCUCUCGAUUUCCAAUUUUCUUUUUUCCCCCGAGCAAUUCAUCCAAGCUCUCAUGCGACCUUCCCUUGCGGCGGUCCUUCGUCGGUCUGCGAUCAGAAGGAGCAGGGCCUCCGCGCGCUUCGCCAGCUUUGCAGCCGCGGAUAAAGAGAGUAGGUCCUCCGAUCGCGACCUGGGACAGGUCGGGAGAGCGGUUGCCAUGGCGCUGGCUGUUGGCGCGUCGGGUCUUGGCGUCUGGUUGUUUCCUUGGUCCUCAUCGUCCCUCGGUUCCUGGCUUUCCUUCGCUGACUCAGAUUUACUUCAGAACGAGCAGGUCUGUCGAAAUGAAGCACGGAUGGAAAAGAAGCCAAGAUAUCUUCUUGCAGAUUCAUACCGUAGAAAGGUGUUUUUCAAAUAUGAGAAACGCAUAAGGAUUCUGAGCUCUCCUGAGAAGAUUUUCAAGUAUUUUGCAUCAAGCCAAAACUUGGAGGGAGAACUUGUUAUGAAGCCUGCUGAUCUGAUGCGGGCAAUUGUUCCUGUUUUUCCUCCAUCAGAAUCCAACAUAGUUAGAGAAGGAUAUUUGAGAGGGGAGCGAAAUCCUGGGGAAUUAUAUUGCAGUCCUUCUGCCUUUUUUAUGCUUUUUGAUACUGAUAGUGAUGGACUUAUAUCUUUCCCAGAGUACAUAUUCUUUGUCACCUUACUUAGCAUUCCUGAAUCAAGCUUCAGUGUUGCUUUCAGAAUGUUUGAUCUUGACAAUGAUGGAGAGAUAAAAAAAGAUGAAUUCAUGAAAGUGAUGGACUUAAUGCGGGCUCAUACUAGACAAGGGGCUUCUCAUAGAAAUGGACUGGAGAUUGGUCUAAACAUUGGUGGUUCUAUUGAGACUGGAGGUCUGAUUGAGCACUUUUUUGGCAAGGAUGGGAUGGGAUCCCUCCAGCAUGAUAAGUUUGUUCAAUUUCUUCGGGAGUUGCAUGAUGAGAUUGUGCGCUUGGAGUUUGCUCAUUAUGACUUCAAAUCAAGAGGAACUAUAUCGGCUAAGGAUUUUGCCUUGUCAAUGGUUGCUUCUGCAGAUAUGAACCAUAUAAACAAGUUAUUAGAUCUUGUGGAUGAAUUAGAUAGUAGUUCUCUUAGAAAUAUACACAUUAGCUUCGAGGAAUUCAAGGCUUUUGCUGAAUUGCGGAAAAGAUUGAAACCAUUGUCAGUGGCCAUCUUUAGUUAUGGAAAAGUAAAUGGUUUGUUGACAAAGCAAGACUUCAUACGUGCAGCAUCUCAUGUCUGUGGCAUCUCUUUGACUGAAAAUGUAGUUGAUGUCAUUUUUCAUGUCUUUGACACAAACUGUGACGGAAACUUAAGCUCAGAGGAGUUUUUAAGGGCUCUUCAAGGACGCGAAACUGACAUACAGUAUCCUAGCAACACAGGCAUCAUGGGGCUCUUGUCUUGUUGGUUGCGUUGCACAAGAGACUGCUCCUCGUCGCAAAUGUUUAGCUUUGUGGUAGAGAAAAUCUUAUGAAGAACUGAUUCAUUAAUUUCUUCACUUGCAUAUUGUAGCAUAUAUACGAUCUUUGUGUUGGUUUAGUUAAUCCUUUUUUAUGCUCAUGUUAAAAAAAAUACUACUCAUCUCUAAAAGCGUGUACCGUAGUCAAAUUGUUAGAGUUGUAUAAUCUGAUCCAAUAUACGAAUUCUGGCAUUUAUCAUUUUGGUUGGUGCAAUAUAGAUAUUAUAUUAUGCAUUUGCUUUA
Messenger RNA from Zingiber officinale, 1826 nucleotides. RefSeq names its product calcium uptake protein, mitochondrial-like. The transcript has 8 exons. The coding region runs from base 168 to 1598 and encodes 476 amino acids. Gene Ontology annotation, cellular component: uniplex complex. NCBI's taxonomy places the organism in Eukaryota, Viridiplantae, Streptophyta, Magnoliopsida, Zingiberales, Zingiberaceae. Gene Ontology annotation, biological process: mitochondrial calcium ion homeostasis; calcium import into the mitochondrion. The record is from RefSeq and is a predicted model, not a curated record. Gene Ontology annotation, molecular function: calcium ion binding.